GACCUGGACUCGCCUCCCUCGACACAGCGAGCCAGCCGGUACCACGAACGGCACGCAUACCCGCCUAUAUUAUACCUUAGAUACUCAACCGACGCCUAGGAUGGAAUCCGCACAGUCGCACGCGCAGGGCUCGCUGAGCUGGCGCCUCAGCUCCCACCCGAUCACUCUCCUCACCUUCCUGGCAUUCCGAACCUCGUCCCUCCUCGUGUACCUCUUCGGCUUCCUCUUUACCGGCAACAUGGUGCUCAUCUUCAUCAUCACCAUCCUGCUGCUCGCCGCCGACUUCUACUACCUCAAGAACAUCGCGGGGCGGCGCCUCGUCGGCCUACGCUGGUGGAACGAGGUCGAUACCAACACGGGCGACAGCCGCUGGGUCUUCGAGAGCAGCGACCCCAACACCCGCACCAUCAACGCGACCGACAGCCGCUUCUUCUGGCUCGCCCUCUACGCCCAGCCGCUGCUCUGGGUCGGGCUCGCCAUCCUCGUCCUCGUGCGCCUCAAGUUCAUGUGGCUACCGCUCAUCGCCAUCGCCCUCACCCUGACCAUAACGAAUAGCCUCGCCUUCUCGCGCUGCGACAAGUUCAGCCAGGCCACGAACAUCGCCGGCAGCGCCCUCUACUCGAGCAACCUCGCCAGCGGCAUCGCAACCAACAUGAUCGGCCGCUUCUUCACCUUCGGCCGCUCGUAGCCCGCGCGCCGCCGCAAUCACGAUAUCCUUGCUACCGGUUGUGUGGUUGGCAUUUUGUGUACUAUUAGAUCGCGGGCCCGCGUCGUCGGACAUUCUCGAAAAGAGGAAAAGAAAGGGGUGUGAGGGGGGCGAGGGGAGAGACCGAACAUUCAGGACAGGGCAGGGCAGGUCGGGGAGGUUGCGUCAGACGGGAGUUCUAUCGGGUCAUGUUCACACAGGAUGGAAUUGUGUUCAAAUAUUCACUGCCUGUGGCCAA
This is a messenger RNA of Durotheca rogersii, 944 nucleotides long. Its product is annotated as DUF846-domain-containing protein. The coding region runs from base 101 to 688 and encodes 195 amino acids. The record is from RefSeq and is a predicted model, not a curated record. Gene Ontology annotation, cellular component: Golgi membrane. Gene Ontology annotation, biological process: protein secretion; vesicle-mediated transport. Lineage: Eukaryota; Fungi; Ascomycota; Sordariomycetes; Xylariales; Xylariaceae. The transcript is spliced from 3 exons.